Messenger RNA from Mytilinidion resinicola, 7260 nucleotides. RefSeq lists its product as uncharacterized. Gene Ontology annotation, biological process: cell morphogenesis. The transcript has 5 exons. The record is from RefSeq and is a predicted model, not a curated record. NCBI's taxonomy places the organism in Eukaryota, Fungi, Ascomycota, Dothideomycetes, Mytilinidiales, Mytilinidiaceae. Gene Ontology annotation, cellular component: cell cortex; site of polarized growth. Bases 1 to 7260 code for a protein of 2419 amino acids.
AUGUCGCAGGAAGACCUCAGAGAAUCCCCCCAGGCUAACGGGACGGUACUUGCGGCCCCCAGCUUCAGCACAAAUGGUGGUGGCAUCCCUGGGGCAUCUGCCGAUGCAGCUUCCUUCACCGUGGGUGCGCGGAGACCAGAGCGUAUGCAGAGCGGCAAAGCAAAGCGGGAGCACCAUCAUCACCGCUCGCAGUCUCGGCAUCAUGGCCAUCCCCAGGAGUUGAAGACGGUGGGAGAGUAUGCGUUGCACCACUUGUUCAACUCGUUUGUCGGCCAGGCGGACCAAAAGAUCAAUCAAUGCAUCAACGACCCAAGUCAGCCUGAACCUCGAGUCGAGCUGGUCUGCGGCCCUGGCAUUGACCCCAAUUUCGACCAGCUUAUAUCAGCCUUAGGCCACAUUGCUCGCCAAAAACCAAAGCCUUUGAUAGACACACUUAUGUUCUGGCGGAAGGCUAAAAGUGAGGCUGCAAAUACUGCCAGACUGGAAUUGAACAACUCGCGAGGCGUCACCCCACCGACGAAUGGACUCCUCCCUCGUAGAAAUACUGAGCCUAUGCACGCUUUCAGUGAUGGCCAGCCCUCAGCGACAUCAGUAUCUACCUCGCCCAAUGUUAUACUCCUCCGUCAGCAAGCCGUGUUCCAGGCCGAGCGCCGAUCAACCGUCUCCAUCUACAUCCUUUGUCGCGUACUUAUCGAAAUAAUUGGUCAGAGUGACCUCGCAUGUGUCACACUUGAAAUGGCAAAUCGUCUUGAAGACAUAAUCUAUACCCAGCUGAAAGGUGCUGAUCCCGAGUCAUUAGAGGAAUCCCCUUUGCGACAUGCCAAUUGGCUUAUAUUCGGGCAACUCUUAGGAGUAAUGAGCGAAAUCAACUUUGACAGCGUAUCUGAGCGUUUUGUUGCAGAUCUUGAGAAAAUGCAGAAGCAUUUAGGGGUUAAGGGUCUUGCGAGUAAAGAAAUUGAAGGAAAGGCGGUGCUGGUUGUCCGAGGCAUGAGAUACCUACGGUUGAAGAGCUAUCCCGAAGAGGCUUGGGAUCAUUCGUGCGAUUUCAUGCAGUCGCUCGCUAGACUGUUUGUCAAUGUCCAUGGACGGCCGGUGAAAUAUGCCUAUUGCCAACUACUGAAGGAGCUACUGCUUCGAAUAGCAGAGAAAGCAACGAUCGAGCUCAACGUGCCGAAAUGGAGAACCGUGGUCGAUACCAUCAAACCUAGGCUUUCACUACUCCUUAGCAAACCAAAACAUUGGCACGAAGCGUAUCCUCUCAUGGUGGCCUUGCUAUGUGUUUCCCCAACGGAGACGUUCGCAAACCAAUGGCUCGCUCUUGCGCUGUCUUCUCAACCACGUUUGAAAGAACGUACGACACGGGUCACUGCUCUCAGGGGGAUAUGCCGAUUAGUGUGGACCUACAUUUACCGAAACAACACAGAACCCCCAAACGCUGUCACGAGAAAGCUAGAGGAGAUUAUCCGUUUGGUUUUUCAGCCUGGAAAGCGGUCCUACAUCUCCACGGAAACCGCAAUUGUCGAGCCGCUCAUACAAUUGAUCCGAAUAAUUGGCUUUAAACAACAGGAUCUCUGCUUUAGAACGAUCAUCUUUCCACUUCUGAACUCCGACCUGUUCUCUUCAGGCAAAGAACUCAGAGUGGGCGACCUCGAGCCUGAAAGAAUGGUCAUUGGUAUCCGAUCAUUCCUCGCUAUCAUGGCAGACUUGGAGAAGGGUUCACAGCCACCUUUCCCCAUAACCUUUGAUUGCGAUCCUUACGUGGAACCCAUUGAAAUACCCUCACUUCCCAUCAGUCCACGUCCUGCCGCUCUCCACAUACCGCUCAAGUCGUCCCUCGUACGAGAGGAAAGGCUUUCAAGACCCGUGAUAAUCACAGGAUUUGGUGAAAUCGCGAAAGAGUAUUACAUCAAAUUUUGUAAGAUUUUGGGCGAAAUAACCCUAAUUUGCGACAAUGCAUUCGGCGGACAAGCCGUCUUAGACGAGAAAUUUGCUGUACAAACUCCGAAGACUCCAAUGGCCGAUGCCUUCAGCUUUGGGCGAAGAGAAGAUCACCAAAACCCGACCGAUCUCAGACAGGGCUUCUACGACUUGUUACACGUUGCAGUGCAAGCUUUGCCUCGCUGCCUUUCUCCUCACAUCCCCUUCAAUUCUCUCAUCAACUUAUUGUGUACUGGCACCGCACACGUCCAGAGCAAUAUCGCAGCUUCCUCGGCUCAAUCCUUGAAAUCGAUAGCACGGCAAUUGCAUGCCCAACAAGUUACCAUUGGCUUUGCACGAUUCAUUUUCAAUUUCGACGAUCGAUAUGCAACAAUGUCCGAUGGCGGCAUGCUUGGUCCUGGACACAUCGAGAGCACCUUGAAGCUUUACGUAGAGUUACUUCAAAUCUGGAUCGAGGAAAUCAAGCAGAAAUCGAAACGAAAUGCUCUCGACACUCCGGACGACGGUUUUUCCGGCAACCGUGGCGCCCAGCUGGAUCUUUCCGGCAUUUGGGCGCAUGUUGACGAAGUCGAAUCUCAUGGCCUCUUCUUUCUAUGUUCUCCAUCCAGGCGCGUACGCUCUUAUGCUGUUACUGUCUUACGACUGAUCACCGAAUUUGACAAAGCCUUGGGUGGGAGUAAUACUAGAAUCAUACGGGUCAUGGAAGAAAGCGCCGAAGUGAUGAAACUCAACGACGAGAAGUUAUCACUCGCGGAAAGGAGCCGGCUUCAGAGAGGCAUGAAAAAGAGCAACGCGGAGAGCACCUUAAUCGAGCUUUGUAGCAGCGAAGUGCCGUACGAUGCUAUGCUUUGGUUCAAAGUCUUCCCGAACUUAGUUCGCAUUAGUUUCGACCAAUGCCCGUUUGCUGUCACUCUUACUCGCGACAUUGUUUGCGCCAGGUUAUCUCAAAUGCACAGGACUCUGCUCUCCUUGGCAGAAGGGAACCGUGGCAGUCCCUACUCCACCUUCGACAAUGCUACAGGCAAAGUAGUUGGACGCUUAGCAACAACAGCCCCAGACGUCGUUAUUGAGCAAUGGAAGUUGUAUCUCAUUUUCGCUUGCACGACGCUGACAAAUCUCGGCGGUCAGCAAAAUACUCAGAACCAAGCAGCUCAACACUCCAGAAAGAAUUCUAAAUCAUCUCAGAAGAGCCAGAACAAGGUAUACUCUGCCAGUGACCUCUUUGCCAAGGUUCUUCCAUUUCUUGCAGUCGGGAACCCAAAGAUCAGGGAAGCCGUCGUGGUUGGGCUAGGCUCUAUCAGCAUCAACCUUUAUCGAACACUGCUGGAGUCUCUUCAAGUAUAUGUCGCGACAUGUGCCGAUGAAGCAAAAUCACGUCUGGGAAUGCAUCAGCGGACUGUGAGCAGCCCUCGAAGAAACCGGCGGACUGAUCAUCUUCGCACUGAGAUCACGAAUCUCUAUAAGGUCACUUCAGGUUUCUUGACAAAGCCAGAAAUUUACAACGAUGAAUGGAUCUUGAACAAUCUGGUCAACUAUACCAAAGACCUCCGGAUAUUUCUUAGCGACGCAGAGGUGCAAAACGAAUGGGAUUUCCAGAAGCUACGUACGCACUAUUGUGGUCUGAUUGAGGAACUGUUCGAAGGCAUCAACAGAACAUCCGACCCCAUCCGAUGGAUGCCAUUCCAAGCUCGCAAAGCCGCCUUUGCUCUCAUGGAAGAUUGGUGCGGUUACUCUCCAAAUCAAAGUCAGAUAAGGCAAAGAGAGGACCACAUGGCACGAUCAAUAAUGGAUCGUGAGCAAGAGUCAGGUGGCAAAGGCAGCACUACUGCUACUAUAGCAAUUGAGAAGAGAGAAUUAGGAACUGCUGCCCUCAGCGCAAUGGCAUCGCUAUGUGGCGGACCAGUUUCUAUUCAAACACAGCAAAAUUUCCUCCACUUCGACGUCAACAGGAUGCUGUCUUGGAUCAACACAAUCUUCGAAAAUCCCAGUGACAGAACACACGCCAUUGGCCGUCGUGCUCUGACAAAUCUAAUUAUGCAUAAUCGAGAACAUUCCUAUCUCCUGGAUAGAUCGAUUGAGAUGUGCUAUCGGUCGAAGUCUUCGAAGGCAUUAGAGAGCUACUUUGAAGUCGUGACACAAGUCUUGACCAAGGAGGAGUCUUACACGCUACCGUUCUGGAAGGUGCUUAGCGCCGGGCUAUACACUCUCGGACACGAAAACUACGAACUGCGAAUGAAAUCAGCAAGACUGCUCCGAACCCUCGAGGCGCGCCAGCAGAAGAACUCUAAGUUACAGGAUUUGGAUAUUAGUAUUUCUGACAAGACUAUUGCGGUCUACAAACUUGCUCAAUUCGAAACAUCACGACGGCUGGCCAAGCAACACCCGGAGUUAGCCUUCCAUGUAUUCUCGCAAUUUUCCGUCUACUUCAAAGAGCUGCAGCCAGAUCAUCAGCGAAAUGUGGUGGCGGCGCUGCUUCCGUGGAUUCAAACUAUCGAACUGCAGCUCAGUCCUGACGGCGGGCCGACAGCGAGCUCUUACAUGCUUUUAGUCAAUCUUUUUGAGAUAACGGUUCGAUGUGGUAAUGCUCUUCACAACGAAAUUCAAGCCUUAUGGCAGGCGUUAGCGACGGGUCCUCACGCGGGAAAUGUCCAGUUGAUUCUGGACUUCAUAAUCCUGUUGUGUUUAGAAAAGAGAGAGCAGAAUUUCGUGGAUUACUCUAAACAGAUUGUUGUACAUCUGUCUAGCACACCAGCUGGCCUCAAGGUCUUCGAAUUUUUGCUCAUGAAAAUCAAUCCGAGGACAAUGGUUGUAGAAAAGGUGGAACCAACGACCCCACCCCAGGAUACUACAUCGCUUCCCUAUCUCGCAGAUCUCGGUCAGGUCUUACCGAGUAGCAGUAAACAGUCCGGGUUUUCGAUGGGCCAAUUAUGCCUCAUACUAUUGGUAGAUCUCAUGGUAUCUCCCUUUCAGCUUUCACAAGAGCAUGUACCGCUCCUGCUCCAGGUCGUACUUAUCCUGUGGGAUCACUACACGCCACUCGUCCAGGACCAGGCCCGAGAAAUGCUGGUUCACUUGAUACACGAACUCGUCAUCUCAAAGAUUGAGGAUGGAAGCACUGAACCAGACAAGAAAGCCAUCGAAAACUUCAUUGAAAACAUUCGCCGCCACAAACCUGAGAUAGUCUGGGAAUACGAAGAUAACAACGGAAAGGACGACGAAAGCUCAGGUAUAAGGGUCCCUAAAGGCAUGAUCCAUGUCGCAGACCAGGUCCUUGAUAUUUUUUCCCUGGCAUACCCGGGGAUUCGCGAGGAAUGGGGCAGGGUCACCUUGAGCUGGGCAACCUCUUGCCCUGUGCGCCAUUUGGCAUGCCGGUCUUUCCAGCUAUUCCGCUGCAUUUUAAGCACCCUCGAUCAACACAUGCUCUCGGACAUGCUCGCAAGGCUCUCAAAUACGAUCUCGGAUGAUGAAGGUGACAUACAGACCUUUUCGAUGGAGAUUUUGACUACUUUGCGAACUAUCAUCGAAAAACUUGAACCGUCGGAUCUUUUGCAAUAUCCUCAACUGUUCUGGACGACAUGCGCUUGCCUUAAUACGAUUCACGAGCGAGAAUUCAUGGAGAGUCUUGCUAUGUUGGACAAACUUUUGGACAAGCUCGACUUGAGUAACGAAGCCACUGUCACCACUCUCGAGGACAACUAUCCUCAAAAAUGGGAUAUGCCUUUUGAGGGCAUUGCUGGUUUGAUAUACAAGGGAAUCAGGUCAAGUGUAUGCUUGGAUCGAUCGCUGGGUAUUCUUGAACGGCUAGUCACUCUUCCGUCCAACAGUCUUGUUGGAAACGACAAUCGCCUACUAUAUACGAUACUUGCGAACUUCCCAAAAUUCCUCAGAUCGUUCGAACAAGACAUACCAGACCCAAACAUAUUUAAGACGGCGGAGGUCUUGGCUAAUAUGUCUGAAUACGGAUGUCCCAGUCUAUCUCGAGCGCUCAGUGGUUUCGCAACUCAGCGGUACCGCACCGACAAAGAUUUCCUUGGACAAGCCGCAUCCGCUUUGCGAUCAUCAAUCUUUCCAAACUGGGAGUACAAAAGCCUAAUAUUCCUACUCAGCCUGCUUACCAACAAGCUGCCAUGGGUGAAGAUCCAGACGAUGCGUCUUUUGUGCGUAAUCAUACCCGAGAUUGAUAUGCGCAAGCCAGAAAUCGCGGCGAAGGGGCCGGAUCUUACAUCACCCCUACUACGGCUUCUCCAAACGGAAUUCUGUCCGCAAGCCCUGCAGGUGCUUGACUAUGUCAUGAACAUGACUGGUACACCUACACCUUUGGACCGACAUCACCUUCGCAUGAGUAUGGCGGGGUCACACUCUAGCCGAGCGUUUCGAAAGGAGUACGACAAGACACAGAGUCUGUAUGGCAUACCCGAGGAGACAGGCUGGUCGAUCCCGAUGCCCGCUCAUUACUCGGCUUCUACACGCAAUAAUGUGCAUGCAGUGUUUUACACUUGCAUGACACCAGAAAGCAACAAUCUGUCAGAAGUCACGACUCCGAAGAUCGAAUUCCGUCAAGAAGAAUUCCCCUUCAGUCCAUUUCCCGACUAUCGCACUACUACAAUGACCUCUACGUCCGAGGACGUCCGCGGAGAUGGUCAUAUUGGUGAGCUGGUUAUGAAGCUUGAUAGUCUAGAUGACUUCUUCGAAGACGACGACACUGAGACACUCUCCGAGCUUCCUUCUAACCUUUCUCUCGGACGGUUCAACUCAAGCCAGGCUGAUGUGCGAGAGAAUGUCUACGAUCAACAAACGCUUCCCAUUCUACACAAGUCUCUCACUCGGAACGCCAGCGUUACAUCAUUUCAAUCUGGCUUUGCUGAUGCCAAGGUGCCAGCGCCGCCAAGAGACCCAGGCGUCAUGACCCCAACGCUGUUCACGGCGCCAUCCGGAUCUCUUGCGCCUGCACCGUCUGGUCCCCUUCCGCGGCCAGGUCUGCACUCUCGAUCUGUCACGUCACCUUCGGUCAAUCAGCGGACACCACCAGCAUUUCCGAUGAGUACAGAUGACAAUGAAGAACCCUUCUCGGACGACGACGCAUCAACAGGACGUAUGACCACCGUAGAGAAAUCUUUCUCUCUUGAAGGCAUGAUUCGCCCUCUUACUCAAGAUACCAGGUCACGAAUCAGGUCCGGCAUGCGACGAUUGACAGGCGGAGGAGGAGACGCGAAGGAGAAGGAGAGGACGAGAGAGGCCAUACGGGCGGCGUUGCAAAAGAGCCCACAGGUGCCAAAGGUUCCUGACAUCUACCUACAGAACCCGAAAUCAGCGGAACCGUGA